Molecule: messenger RNA, 2818 nt
Organism: Aegilops tauschii subsp. strangulata
Lineage: Eukaryota; Viridiplantae; Streptophyta; Magnoliopsida; Poales; Poaceae
Product: coleoptile phototropism protein 1
Source: RefSeq, a predicted model, not a curated record
AGCUAGCUAGGUGGCAAGCAAACAAACACUCCAUGUGGUCUCUCCAUCUCACCCCAUCCAUCGGGACCAAUCUUCGAUACUCUUCUCCUAUCACGACCUUGCUGCCAACCUUCAGUCCACAACUUCACGCAUCAUUCCACUCUCACACUCUACCCUCUCUUCUUCUUCUUCUGGAAUCCAGCUGCAGCGGCAAAGCCAGAUCGGAGGAGAAUUUCUAGCUAGUUGUACAAGAGAAGCCCCGCGCAAGUAGAGGAGAGGAGGCCGGAGAAGCAUGUGGGAGUCGGAGAGCGACGCCGGCGAGCGGGGGCUCGUCCCCGUCCACGGAGUCGGCGGCUCUGACCGGCACGACGGGCUCAAGAGCGACGGCUUCGUUCGCAGAGAUCAUUCUUGGUAUGUCAACAGCGAUAUCCCCAGCGAUUUGCUUGUCAAAGUGGGCGAUGUGAGCUUCCAUCUUCACAAGUACCCCAUGAUCUCCCGGAGCGGCAAGAUGGGCCGCGUCAUCUACGAGUCGACCACUGGCGCGGCCUCGGCGGCGGCGUUGGACCCGGACACGGCCGUGGCGGAGCUGGACGACCUCCCCGGCGGCGCGGACUCCUUCGAGCUGGCCGCCAGGUUCUGCUACGGCAUGGCGGUGGACCUGACGGCGUCCAACAUCUCCGGGCUGCGCUGCGCCGCCGAGUACCUGGAGAUGACGGAGGACCUGGAGGAGGGCAACCUCAUCUUCAAGACGGAGGCGUUCCUCAGCUACGUGGUGCUCUCCUCCUGGCGCGACUCCAUCGUCGUCCUCAAGAGCUGCGAGGGCCUCUCGCCCUGGGCCGAGAACCUGCAGAUCGUGCGCCGCUGCAGCGAGUCCAUCGCCUGGAAGGCCUGCGCCAACCCCAGGGGCGUCCGCUGGGCCUACACCGGCGCCGGCAGCGGCAGGCCGCCCCGGAGCGGCGCCGCGAGCCCCCGCUGGAACAACGCCGGUGGCGGCGGCGGCGGCUCCAAGGAGUCCAGCCCCGGUCGCGGGCAGCCCGUGCCGCCCGCCGACUGGUGGUUCGAGGACGUGUCCGUUCUCCGGAUCGACCACUUCGUGCGCGUCGUCACCGCCAUCAAGGUCAAAGGCAUGCGGUUCGACCUCAUCGGCGCGGCGAUCACCCACUACGCGUCGAAAUGGCUGCCGGGGCUCACCAAGGACGCCGUCCCCCACGCCGGCGGUGGCGUCGACGAGCAGUGGGCGCAGGUCUCCGCGGCCGGCGGGCUCCACAUGAUCAUCGCCGGCCCGGGCGGCAAGGACGACGUGGCCACCAGCGCGCCGGCGCGCGAGCAGCGCAUGGUGGUGGAGAGCCUCAUCAGCAUCAUCCCGCCGCAGCGGGACAGCGUCUCCUGCGGCUUCCUCCUCCGCCUGCUCCGCCUCGCCAUCAUGCUCAAGGCCGCCCCGGCCCUCGUCACGGAGCUGGAGAAGCGGGUGGGCAUGCAGCUCGAGCAGGCGGCGCUGCCCGACCUCCUCAUCCCCUCCGUCGGCCGCGCCGACACCGCCUACGACGUCGACCUCGUGCAGCGGCUCGUCGAGCACUUCCUGGUGCAGGAGCAGACGGAGCAGGUGUCGUCGUACAGCCCGGGGCGCGGGGAGGCGCACGCGCAGCCGGAGAGGGAGUACUACGGCUCCGCCGCGGGCGCGAGGAUGCCCCCGGCCAACGCAGCGGCGGCGGCGGCGGCGUCGUCGUCGUCGGGGCUGGGGCUGAACGCCAAGGCGCGCGUGGCCCGGCUGCUGGACAGCUACCUCUCCGAGGUGUCCCGCGACCGCAACCUCUCCCUGACCAAGUUCCAGGUGCUGGCCGAGUCGCUCCCGGAGUCGGCGCGCGCCUGCGACGACGGGCUGUACCGCGCCGUGGACUCGUACCUGAAGGCGCACCCGGCGCUGACGGAGCACGAGCGGAAGCGGCUGUGCCGGGUGAUGGACUGCCAGAAGCUGUCGUUCGACGCGUGCAUGCACGCGGCGCAGAACGAGCGGCUGCCGCUGCGGGUGGUGGUGCAGGUGCUCUUCUCGGAGCAGGUGAAGAUCAGCAACGCGCUGGCGGGGUCGUCGGCGCUCAAGGCGGCGCCGGACGGGGGGGCGCCGACGCGGCGGCAGCUGCUGGACGCCACGCCGCAGUCGUUCCAGGAGGGCUGGGCGGCGGCCAAGAAGGACAUCAACACGCUCAAGUUCGAGCUGGAGAGCAUGAAGGCCAAGUACCUGGAGCUGCAGCACGACAUGGACGCGCUGCAGAAGCAGGUGACGCAGUCGCCGGCGGGCGAGCACGGCGGCAAGGCCGGCGGCAAGGCGCAGCAGCAGCAGGGGCCCUCGGCGUGGAGCAACGGGUGGAAGAAGCUGGGGAGGCUGGCCAAGAUGACGGGCGCCGAGGCGGCGGGGCCCGGCGGCGGGCACGGGCACGCGGGGGCGGGGGCGCAGGGCGAGGCGGCCAGGAAGGCGCAGAGGAGGUGGAGGAACUCCAUCUCGUGAUGGAUCAAUCGAUCGACCUCCCUUCCUGGUGAGCAGCGAUAGAUGCAGUCAGUCAUGCUUGAUUAAUUACUGUAGGAUAAGCGAGAUGUUGUCCAUGGAGUUUUGCUUGUGAUGAUUUCCAUCUGUGCAGACUGCGUGUUGGCUUGGCACUUUGAUUUGCUUGUGUGCAGUUGCAGUUGCAGCAAUUGGUUUGUUUGAAUGUUUUGAAUCUGGCGGGAAUCUGUUGUAGCAUUACCCACCGUGGACAUGACUGCUAGUCAACAAGGUCGAUCGCAAAAAAAGUGGAGUACUCCCUUAUGAACAGUAUUUUUUUAAAAUAAAACAAUUCUGGUUUUU